AUGAAAGGAAAAUUAGUACAAUCUUUAAUCAAUCUAUUUCCAAAUCAACAUCAGGAAACAUUAAUCUAAUGUGUGUUUAUAAUAGGAUUUGAUAAGCUUAUAAAAAAGGGUUUUCUUUUAAAUGGCAAACCUAAACUUCAAGAAAUAAUAGAUUAUUCAAGUAAACGUAAUUUUUCAAUGUAGUUAAAUUGUAAAAAAAUGGAAGAUUAGACUUUGUUUAAUAACCUUGUGAUGUAAGACAAGAGUUGGAUCAUUUAAAAGAUGAAAUAAGUAAGUUGACAUAGUAAAUAUAAUAUAAUAACUCGAUGAUGUAAACAUUUUUUCAUAUAUUUUAGUCAAAAACAAACCCAAAGAAGCCAAGAUAGGCUAAUAUUAUAGAAUGUUUCACCCUAAUAUGAUGAAAGAAAAAGGUCUGUAUCAGUUGGAUAUAAAUAAUAAUAGCAAUAAUUCAUUUAAAAGAAAACUAAAGAAAUAACUCCAAAAAUUACAGAAACAAUACCAUAGACAAUCAAUUAAAUCAACAUCACAAUUUCCAAACAUCAUUUGGAUGAUACAGAAAUAAAGUCUAUAAUGAGAGAUACUUAAAUAAAAGAAAAACCUCCUAAGCCAAAUAAAGUGAAUUAGGAUCAGGUUUUCAAAAAAAAUAAUCAGAUUGAAUAUUAGCGUAUAGAUACAGAAGAACAUCCAACAUAUGAAGAUAUUGACAGUGUGCCUGUUAAAGAAUAUUACAUUCCUUAAGUCCUUUAAUAUUCAAAUCUCUAAAAUAGUUAAAUGUCAUAAUUAUAACAACAAUCAUAGUCUAACCAAUUCUAAUAAUAAACAUUUAACUAAUUGCCAUCAACUUAGAUUUAAUAACUAUAAUAAUCAUAAAUGUCAUAUUAGUCAAAUACAAAAUAAAGCGAUCACUAAACCCAUAAUACAAAUUAAACGUUUGCAUAGCCUUAGUCAAGCUAAAAGCAUUUAGUUUAACCUUCAAAAUCUCCAAAUAGUUAGUCUAAAUCUCCAAGUAAAUCUCCAAAAUUUAAGUAAUAAAAAAAGCAAAACUGUAAAAAAAAUUUAGAGACCGUGCACGAAGAAAGUUUUGCAUAAGUUAAACAUUAAAGUAGCCAUUCAGCCUCAUCAAAAGGAAGGGGAUCCUAUCGAUAAUAAAAGUUUUAAUAAAAUAAUUAAGCUGUAUCUAAGAUUAAAGCAUUGCUGGAUUAAGAUAAGAAAAUAUACAAAUAACAUUUAGUAGAUGUUGCAAGUGAAAGAAGAUCAUUUAUCAAUUCUUCUGAUAAAAUGAAAAGAAUUUAAGAGGAAAUAAUAACUGACUAAAGCCAAGCAAAAUAUUAAGAUAUUAGUGACUCAGUGAAUAAAAGAACUUUUUCAAAUAAUAGUUUUUAUAAAUAGUAAUAGAAUCAGUAAAUCUCACCUUAAUUAGAUUCAGAAUCUAAAUGUUAAGGUUUAGAUCCAUUAAAUCAGUUUUAAGGGUCAAAUUCAAUGACAAAUUCGAAUCGUGCUGGCAAUUUCACAUCAAAUCCUCAAUAAUAAGAUAAUAUACCAAUUUAUGGCAAAUAUAAAUAAUAGAUACUUGAUCAAUUUUCUCCUAAAUUAAAAUAUUAAGCAAGACCAUAAAGUGUAGGUAAAUAAUUGGAGAGUGACUUCAAAAGAUCGAAUGAUUUCAAUAGAAGUUCAGUUAGUAGUACAUUUUCAAUGUUUAAUCCUAAUGAAGAGUUGAAGACAUUUUUUUAGAAUGACUUUUUAGAAAGGAAACGAUAUUUCCCUUAAGGGUAUAGUGAUAUGACAAAAUAAGUAUUUUAAUUUAUUUAAUAAAUAGUCAUCUUUAAAUUCCUCACAAGAUCAUAAUUAACAUUAAAGCAAAUAUAUUAGUGCAAGUCAAAUUGAGGAACAGCAAAACUAUAGUAAGAACUUAUUCAGUCCUCAAUAAUAUUAAAAUAUUGAUAAGUCUAAUGUCUUCAAUAAUAAUAGGCUUAGCGUAACUAGAAUACUAAAUAAUUCAUAAAUAUGA
Messenger RNA from Paramecium pentaurelia, 2008 nucleotides. Lineage: Eukaryota; Ciliophora; Oligohymenophorea; Peniculida; Parameciidae. The record is from the annotation of a GenBank genome assembly.